Molecule: messenger RNA, 1225 nt
Organism: Zea mays
Lineage: Eukaryota; Viridiplantae; Streptophyta; Magnoliopsida; Poales; Poaceae
Exons: 2
Coding region: 213-719 (168 amino acids)
Source: RefSeq, a predicted model, not a curated record
AUCCUCAUGGCGCGCCCCUCCCUGCUCUCAGCUCGGCUUCUGCUUCUCCUCCCCUCCUUGCGCGCCUAUCUCCCUCAUCCAUUCGCGGUGCUGCUCUCUCUCUGGUGCUCAGCUCUCCACCGCGCCCUGCCCUCUGCUCGCUCCUCUCUGCCGGCGCCCAAGCCCCAUGCUCGACCGUGCUCUCCCCUGCCUAUCCGAGUUCACUACUCCCCAUGGCCACUGCAGCGGCUCCCUGCUCGACGCUCAUUUUCAUGUGCUCAAUCUCCUGCUCGGCUACUCGGUGCCCAUCUCCCUGGCCAUGCCCUGCUCUGUUGCUGCACGCCGGAGUUCCAGCCAUGGUCGUCGAGCUUGGUCCCUGCUCCUCCCUGCGCGCACCCCGGCCCUGCUCGGAUCCUCGCCGUCGAUUCCGCCUGAACUCCCUCCACCCUGCUCGCAUGGCCGCGCCGGCUCCCUCUAGUCGACCGCACGCCCAGCCAGAGUCCCUGGCUAGCUCGCGCCCUGCUCGGUUUUCAGGUGCACGCGCGGUUCGUCGGUCGCCCCGCGUUCAUCCUCGACCUCGUCGCACGCCACUCUUUGGUCUAGGACUAGUUGUCGUGCGUAUGCUACUGGGAUGGGUGACAGUUGUUGCCAUCGUGGUGUCGAUUUUCCCUGUCGACCUUGCCGUCAUCCAUGGUCGCGACCUCGUCAAAUGUGUUCGUCGCUUGGCCCUGUGUCGUUAGGCUCGUCGACCGUGUCCGCUACCGCGUGCGCAUGUUCCUAAUGCGCAUCACGCAGUAGUUGGAUCUUGUCGAUUGACUUCCUCUAUCCGUCGUGUUGUGUGCCGGCAUUCUCUUGCGGCACAGACCACGCCGUAGUUUAACCUUAUUCGCUUUAUGACAGCACCAUCGUCAUCUGCCAGCUCCAUCACCCGUCAUUUCUGGUAUUUUCCCUAACACCGAGCCUUUCUGAUCUCUCCGUUCAUCGAUGCAAUUUAUGUGUGCGGAUGAAGAAAGCGAAGCCAGUGUACAUAGCUCGCGGGUGUUCAGCUGAAGGCUGUCGUCGUUCAGGCAACUACCAAAUCGAAUUGAGAUGUGGUACAUGAAUUAACCACGUGAUGCGGAGAACCAGAGCUGAGUCGACCACAAGAGGAUGGAAAGUGUGGGCUUCUCCACAAGAUGGUGCUAAUAAACGAACCUGAAGAUGGAUAAUCUAAACGAGUGCCAAGACAAAGGAUGGUCGUCAAGUG